CUAACACGCGCCACUAGUUCCCAGAGACCGGCGCCUCGAGGUGGGGGCAGGGCAGGGAGCGGGCCGUGUUGGGCCCGAGGUAGUUAUGGCCCCCGGGGGACAUUGAAGCGAAGGACGGUCCCCGUGGUGGUGGAUUCCUAGCUGUGGUGUUCCAUCCAGGGUCUGAAUAUGGCAACCAAGGAUUGUGUCUCCUCUGAAGAGGGAGCCUCAUUAGAAUUACCCCUUCCAGGACCGAGUGACUCUGAUGAGCUGAGCAAAUCCUACCCUUGGACCAAUAAGAGUAGAAAAAGUGGGCUUUCCAGACUCUGCCGGAGUAAAACUUCUUUGUCUGAGGAUGGAUGGACUGCCUAUUGCUUAUCUUCACUGGCUGCUCACAACAUUUGUUCUGGCAAUCGUGGUAACCCUUGGGCUCAUUUGGAACUUGCCUCCUUAUCCUGUUCAGUCGGUAGCACCUCUUCUUGUUCCUUCUUGAAUGUCCUGAGUGUAGAGGAAUCCCUCCAGUCGCUCCCAGCUGCUGUGUGCAACCCAAAUAAAGCCAUCUUCACUGUGGAUGUCAGGACAACAGAGAUUCUCGUUGCCAAUGACAAAGCCUGCAAGCUCCUUGGGUACAGUAGUCACGAGCUGAUUGGCCAGAAGCUAUCCCAGUUAAUAUCAAAAUCUACUCCGGGUAUAGUGGAGGCCCUAGGGGAGGAACAUGUGGAGGCUGAUGGAUAUGCAGCUGUGGUUUCUGGAACAGUGGUGGAUGUUAUAGGACAUAGCAAUGAGAAGAUCCCUGUCUCAGUCUGGGUGAGGAGAAUGAGAAGCAAGGACAACCAAUGCUGUGUGGUUGUGCUGGAACCAGUGGAAAGACUCUCUGCCUCUGUUUCCUUCAGAAGUGAUGGAGAGAUUACAUCGUGUGACCUUCUUUUUGCACAUCUCCAUGGUUACACAUCAUUGGAAGAAGUAGUUGGGCACUACAUAACAGACCUGAUUCCUUCGCUGCAGAUCCCUCCUCCUGGCAAGAAAAUUCCAAAGAAUCUCAAGAUCCAGAGAUCUGUAGGUCGAGCCAGGGAGGGCACAACAUUUCCUCUCAGUUUAAAGCUGAGGGCUAGCCUUCCUGAUGAGGACCAAGUCCCAGUGGUUGAGGAUGGACUCCUACAGGAGUGCAAGACAGGAUCUUCCACAGACUAUUCUUACUCUGCCACUGUCUGGGUUUUCACUGCCAUCAGUGGGCUUAUCACACUCCAACAAGAUGGGACCAUCUAUGGCAUCAACAACAGUUUUGCUUUAAUGCUGUUUGGCUAUGAGAGAAAGGAGCUGCUGGGAAAGAACAUCACCUUCCUGAUUCCUGGUUUCUGUAACCACAUGGAUAGAAUUGAUGAAUCCUCCUUGCCAUUUCCCCCUCUUGAUGAUUGCAUGGAGACAGAAAAUGGACGAACCUCUGGAGAUAUUAAAAGAGCCCAGCGGGGAGACUGUUGUAUAGCAGAUAAUAGUGAAGAUGCCAGCCUCUUGCUUGCUGGAGAUGCAGUCCUCCUGCUACAUAAGCAGAAACUAGCAAGGAGCCAGGCAGAAGAGAUUUUCGCUAGUGCAGAGACCUGGCUGAACAGUGGGAGCAGUUUGCCAUCUACUCUCUCAUCACCUGCAGUGACAUCCACACAUUUAAAUGGUGUGGACUGUAUGGCUACUGGUGGCCUGCCAGCCACAGAUGAACAGCCAUUGCCUGAGAGCCAGCAUGAUGGCGUCUUCACACUGAUGGAAACUGCAGAAACUAAUAACUCACACCAGAGGCUCUCUGCAGCAGACUCUCCUAAACUAUCUGAUUCAAAACAAUCAGUUUUCGGUCAGGAUACAGAAGCCCCAAUGAAAGACCGUGAUGGUCCAGUACCAUCUGAGACUCAGCAGGUGAACGUUGAUGUGACCGGUAGCUUUUCUGACCUGCUGCAGGAAGAACAUCAAGUCCUUGUGGAUUUAGAUAGCCAAUUGAGCUCUAGGUUACCAUAUGAAACCAUGAAGUGUCAAUCUUUCUCUGAACCUCAGGGAAAGGCUACUUUACUACUGGACCCUCAGAUGCCUGUUCCCUGCAGAUUAGAAGAAACUGAGACCAGUGAUUUGAAUAGAUCUUUGUGUGACGCUACCUGUCUCUCAUUUGGGACACCAACACUAGAUGAACCGUGGCUUGGGGCAACAUCUUACUGCAGACAAGAUGUGCAAGUCCAUGUGAUUACAGAGCAGUUUGCAAAUACAAAGUUGAUGAGUGGGACAAGAAACUCCAGCUUUGAGCAGAUGACCAUAGAAAACUCCAAACUGACUGAUCGUUCAUCCUUCCUUCCUGUUGGAAGGAGUAAUAUCCAAGAUGUUUGUUCAGGAAGUCUACUAGCUUGUGAUGCCUCUGCUUUGGGGGCUGCCAUUAAUUUCAAAGAAAUCCAAGAACAGGGCACUAAGGUAAAUUGCGUUUGCGAAGGCCUUAAGGAACUGGACCUGAACAUUGGUGCAGAGCUGACUUCAGCCAAUUGUUCAGAUGCUACUUCAGAUCUUCUAAGGACACACUUGCCUGAUGUGGUGGAUUGUGAUUUAGAUAUGGACAGCCCCCUGGCCCAGAAGACUAAUUCCUCUACAAUUGAACAGGAAGAGCUCCUGUUGAAUAGCACUUCCCCAAAGAGUGGCCAGGGGUGGUUGAACUUUAUCAGACAUUUGAAAAAUAUUCAAGAGGAUUCCUCCAGAACAUCUCCUUCAGUGCCUAAAAGUGCUGCAGAGAACAUGGGGGAUCAUCUGAACGGAAGUCCUCUGAACAAUUAUGUGAAUCCCCAAGAAGACUUUCUGCUGUUCAAGCAGCAGAACUUGAAAAUGCAAGUAAUAUCCACUCCUGUGAAACCAGAAGCUACAUUAUCUCCGUCAGUUCCUUUGCUUGUAUCCAAGAUCCUGGAAGGCAGCUACGCUGGGAACUGCUAUCACAGAGAUGGUUCACGACUAAGUAUACUUUUUGAAGUGAAGCGUGUAGAAUUGCAGGAACCUGCAGCUCUCUUCUGUGUCUGGGUGGUGAGAGACCUCCUUCAGAGCCAGAAAGAAGCAGCAGCAAGGACUCAGCUUCUGCUCUCCAGUCUAGCCAGUUCUUCCCAGUCUAUAGCGGAUCUCUCCACACUCAGCCUGGGGGAAGUGAUCAGGACAAUGCCAUUGUUUGAAAAUUCCCAAAGAGUUGAAGAUCUGGAAAGAUUGAGGGCAUGUGAGGGAGAAUAUGCAAAGAAAUAUGACACUGUCAAUCUCAUUGGCAAAGGAGCUUUUGGCUUUGUCUGGACUGCCAGAUGCAAGAAAGAUAAUAAGGAGGUUGUUGUAAAGUUCAUUUGGAAGGAGAAGGUGCUGGAAGACUGCUGGGUAGAGGAUCCUGAGCUGGGGAAAGUUACUCAGGAGAUCGCAAUCCUGCUAAAGCUGCAGCACCCCAGUAUUAUUAAGGUGCUGGAUGUAUUUGAAAAUGGACAUUUUUUCCAAUUAGUGAUGGAGAAGCAUGGAUCGGGUCUAGAUCUUUUCACAUUCAUUGAUAAUCAGCCUGACUUGGAUGAGCCCCUGGCAAGCUAUAUAUUCAGACAGCUAGUGUCAGCAGUGGGAUAUCUCCACUGCAGAAAUAUCCUCCAUAGAGACAUCAAGGAUGAGAACAUCAUUAUUGCUGAAGAUUUCUCAAUCAAACUGGUGGACUUUGGCUCAGCUGCUUACUUGGAACCUGGCAAGCUGUUCUACACCUUCUGUGGGACAAUUGAGUACUGCUCACCAGAAGUCCUCUUGGGCAAUCCGUACCAAGGACCAGAGCUGGAGAUGUGGUCGCUUGGCAUCACCCUUUAUACCCUACUAUUUGGAGAGAAUCCCUUCUGUGAAUUAGAGGAGACCAUGGAGGCUGUACUAAAUCCUCCUUACAGGGUGUCAGAAGAUCUGAUGGCUCUGGUGUCUGGGCUCCUGCAUGCUGCUCCAGAGCAGCGUACAACCCUGGAAAAGCUAGUAGAGAAUCCUUGGGUGCUGCAGCCUGUGAACUUGGCUAAUUACACGUGGGAAGAGGUGUAUGUCUCAGCCAGGCCAGAAAGCAAUAAUUUCAGAAAUCACUGUAUUGAGCACAGCCACAGAGCCAGCCAGCCAGCUCCUUGCUUGCAGAGUGAGCAGAGACUGAUCCAUGAUGCCUAUGACCAUGAGCUCACAGAUCCCUAGUUGGAAGGAAUAGCCACUGCUUAGGCCAACAGAUCUUGUUCCAAUCUUCAGUGUUGGGACCGACAUGCAGAGGAUGCAUACUGCAGAUUUCCACACCUGCUGAAGAACAGAUCCCUAGUCAUCAUCUGGACAGCACUUACUGUCAUCCCAAGAACUAAAAGAAGCUUCACGUUAAGCACUUCUGUUUUAACAGACGGAUCAGCCUUAGGUACUAGAAGACAGGAGUUGCUCACCAUUGAGAGAAAUCUCUCCACUGGUACACUGUUGGCUUCAUGCACUUAUUGUAACAGAGGCCUGUGAUAUGAAGGGGUUUGAUAGUGAUGUGAAAGAGCCAGUCUUUGACUUCAGGCUGAUCCAUUCUAGACUCUUAAAUGCAGAAGCUUUUCACUUUCUCCAGAUGAGGUUUUCUGGAUAUCCCUAGCAGUGACUGGAUCCAAAUGUGCCUUUCCUUUCUUACUGUCCUUGAGCCAACAGCACUUCAUCUGGACAGGUCCUGUGAGCCUGAGAAGUCUAUAGUGUUAAUGAAACAGAAUCCAGCAGUACACUUACCAGAUUUUCCCAUCUGAGUUUAGGAUUUGUCUUCCUAGUAUAACAUUGAGUCCUAUUCAGGAGACCACCACACACUCUCAUACAAUUUCUAGUCUGGGCCAAACCUCUGCUUAUCUGAAACUGCAACACUCCCACCGGUAGCUGUUGGGAAGUAAAAUUAGCUCAAGCCGGGAGACUGCAGGGCAUGCACUCUUCCCAAGAGCUGGGACUCUGGUUGAAAUCCUGUUCAUGUGAACGAGGCUUGGCACAGUGGUUGCGGAUGAGCCUUCCUGCAUCAGUUGUUAGAAUGUGGUUUGAGGCAAGCAUUCCCUUGCAAAUGGAAGGACUACUUUGGCUACUAUCUGUUUCUUAGCUCAUUCACAUCUAGAAUCUGGAGUCCUAAUGUUUGCUGAUGGAAGCUGAGGAUUGAAAGAACCCCAGCUGAUUAUCAUCCUCUAUCCCUGUAAUGGCAGUGGGAAGCUGAGUUAGUCCAUUUUUCAAGGGGCUUGGAUUCUGACAGAAUUCAUAUUGAAAGAAACAUACAGUGGAAAACCCCAGCGUGGUCAGUUGGUUUUGACUUUGUUUCUCUGUUUAAUAGCACUUGGUUCUGGAGUAUGGGCGUGUUGCUGCUGGUGGUGGUGGUUGUUGAGUGUGCUUUUCUCUAGAUAGAAAGACUGAGAUGUUGUCAAGCUUGGAAACUGACCUACUUGGUUUGUAGUUCUCUUGUAAACCUUGAUUUAAGGAUUUCAGAAAUGCAGCUUGGUUUUUCAAGUGAUCCUUGCUGCACCACAAAAUCGAAUCAAGCCUGAAUGCUUGUUUAUUGCUCUGUAAACAAGGUGGUGGGUGCACGCGCUGAAAAGAGAUUGCAUGCAUGGCUCUGUUUAGGGAAAAUUGCACGGUGGGUUAGGGCCUCAAUAAUAUAAGUCCCAUCAGUUUAGGAUUAACUGAACUAGACUUUUUCCUUAAUUCUCUUUUAAUUUUUCAUCUAGGCCAGAACUUCCCCAGAGUGACCUCCCAUAUUUUGGCUGUGCUGCAAAAUCUCACUCAUACCUUCUUCCCCCCAUCCCCCAGGAGCUGUCAUUCUGUACAGUAGAUAGAAGAGAGAGAGAGAGAAUUUAAAGGACCUGUUUUUUAGUGCACUGUGUGUGGAAUUGGAUACAAAAGUCCAGAGCAGUAACAGGAUUUAUACAUCUAAAUACGUAUUUGUUGAUGCUGUAUUGCAGUACAUGAUUCCAGUGUAAUGGGACUGGCUUGCUCAUUGUACUCUGUAUAGCUGCCCUCACUAGUAGAUGCUUCGUGUACGAUGCUGCAGGUUUGAAUGAUUCUGGACAGAUGCAACUGAGAUGUGCACACAGAUGAAAGGGUAACAGAGAGAAACCUCAUUGGACCUUGUUCUUCUGUAGCAAAAUCACUGUUUACACUGACUACAGCUGCACCUAAAAGGUUUCUUCAGGAAAAUCCUAUAGCCAAUAUGUGUCUCUAAUUCUACUGAGUGGAUUGCAUUUUAAAAUGUAAAGAGAAGGAUUUUUAACAUCCUGUUUAGUUUUUGGCAAUACAAAGUAUAUUUUUAUUUGCUAUGGUUUUUAUCAAAAUUGUGCUGUAUCACUGUUUCUUAAAAGUGAACAGAAUAAAUGUUUUGGUUCUUAAAGUA
Malaclemys terrapin pileata is the source of this 6346-nucleotide messenger RNA. It is a transcript of the gene PASK, whose product is annotated as PAS domain containing serine/threonine kinase. Bases 169 to 4167 code for a protein of 1332 amino acids. Gene Ontology annotation, biological process: intracellular signal transduction; negative regulation of glycogen biosynthetic process; regulation of DNA-templated transcription. The transcript is spliced from 18 exons. The record is from RefSeq and is a predicted model, not a curated record. Gene Ontology annotation, molecular function: protein serine/threonine kinase activity; ATP binding. Gene Ontology annotation, cellular component: cytoplasm; nucleus; cytosol. NCBI's taxonomy places the organism in Eukaryota, Metazoa, Chordata, Testudines, Emydidae.